AGUGACGUGGCGUUAUUAAACUACACUUCCCAUGAUCCCCUUCGCUCGGCGGAUGUUUUUCGUUUACCGGACACACGUUUCCGAUCUCGAGCUCUGAUUCACCUGCUGUCCUUAAAACCAUAAACCGGCUGUCGGCGAGAUCACAGAAGCACUAAAACUAAAGAGCCCGUCUCAUCGGUUCACGGUACCCGUUGUUAUCGCCGCGUUAGCUCGCACGCUCGCGAUGUUCCUGUCGUCGGUACCGGCGCGCGUCCUGAUGCGAAGGUCGCGCAGUCUGUCGCCGUGCCGCGCGCUGCAGACCGGCCACGGCGAGGCCUCCCGCUUCCGACACCUCUGUGAGCUCGACCCGAACCGGAGUCCGGUGGCCAGAGCUCCGCGAGCGUCCGGUAAGAGCGUUGCGAGCGAGGAGUCGCGCGUGCAGUAUCAUCAGCUGGCCAGCAGGUGGCGCGAGAGUCUGGAGGUCCGGCGGAGCAGCUGGGCGAGUCUGACCGCCUCGGGGCGCCACAGAGCCGGACACGAAAGCCGCUCACAGGCCGCUAGUGCUGCGGGCGUCGCGGGCGUCAUUUCAGCCGCGGCCCUCGCCUUCUGCUUUAAGAAGGACAGUGAUGAUAAAGUCGAGGCUCUUCUAGAUGCUGCUAGAUCCAGUAACACAGAGCAGCUGCUCAGGUUGUUGGCGCAGGGAGUUGAUCCGAACAGUCGACACCGUUUGGGCUGGACACCCCUCAUGGUGGCCGCCAUGAACAGACAGCACAAUGUGGUGAAGGUGCUGCUGGAGGCCGGUGCUGAUCCAAACCUGGGUGAUGACUUCAGCAGUGUGUAUGAAGCGGCUCGACAGAAGGGCGUUCACUCAUUAGAGGUGCUGGUGAGUCGUGAGGAUGAGUUCAGUAAUCGUCUCAGCAGCCCGCGCUUCCUUCCGAGGAUGUUCUGCUCUUCAUUACGCCGCUCUGACCCGACGACCUGAGGACCGUCCAGAUGCUGCUGGACGCAGGUGAGCGCGACACACACACACACCACACACACACACACACACAGGAGGGUCUG
Molecule: messenger RNA, 1041 nt
Organism: Carassius auratus (goldfish)
Lineage: Eukaryota; Metazoa; Chordata; Actinopteri; Cypriniformes; Cyprinidae
Product: caseinolytic peptidase B protein homolog
Exons: 5
Coding region: 224-961 (245 amino acids)
Biological process (GO): protein K6-linked ubiquitination
Cellular component (GO): BRCA1-A complex; BRCA1-BARD1 complex
Molecular function (GO): protein binding; ubiquitin-protein transferase activity
Source: RefSeq, a predicted model, not a curated record